Chondrus crispus (carragheen) is the source of this 1455-nucleotide messenger RNA. RefSeq lists its product as hypothetical. The transcript has a single exon. The record is from RefSeq and is a predicted model, not a curated record. Lineage: Eukaryota; Rhodophyta; Florideophyceae; Gigartinales; Gigartinaceae. Bases 1 to 1455 code for a protein of 484 amino acids.
AUGAACUUGAACGUGUUCGAGAGUCUGACUGACUCAGACAGGGACACCCUUGCAAAAGUUGUCAAGACUAUCAAGAAGGAGCAUGCCUCCAUGCGCGCAUACAAGUCGAGAAUGGACAGCGUUUGUUUGGCCUAUCAACAACAGGUUAAUGCGCUAUCGAAAGAGUGCGAGGACCUGAAGCAGGCCAGCAACUCCUCUAUAGAUCAGUCUUGGCUUGAAUUGAAGCUGGCAGAAGCGCGGAAGGAAACACAGGAACGAUACGGAUCCCAAAUAACAAAACUGGGCGGCGAUCUAACGAUUGCCCAAGCUACGGUCAAAAGUCUUGCGACGGAAAAGGAUUCAACUGACAAGGCAUUGUGCUCUGCCCGCGAAGCCGCGGCGGGUGAUGCCAUACUAUUACAGCAACUUCAAGAAGAGAUUACCCAACUACGGGACAGCAGAGAGCGUACAGCUUCGGAUUCUGUAGAGAAACACACUCGGAAUAUGCAAUUGAUGCAGGAGGCAAAGGAUGCCGACUACAAGGUAACUCAGUACCAGGAGGGCAAUAUAUUCUUAAAGUCGGAAGUCAAACGCAUCAGCACCCAACUUGCGCAAACAAGAACGCAAAUGGACAGCAUGAGUGUGUCUCAUAACGCGGAAAUAUCUAGUGCUAACAGAAUGAACACAGAAUUAUCCAAGAACUUGGCCGUCUCGAAGACCCAAGUCGAGAAGCUAACGGCAUCCUUGUCGGCUAUGGAGAAGCACAUCAUUGACUUGAAAUCAAGCUUUGAAAAUGAAAAGUCGGAGCAUCAAACCGAGAUUGAAAAUGGCCUGAAACUCGUAGAAAUGCAUAGCAAAGUCGCAAAAGAUGCCGAGCUCCGCGUUUCUGAAUAUAAGGAACUACUCGCUAUCGUUGCUAAAGAAACGAAUGACGCGAGGGAGCGUCCUCCAGACAAUGCCCCACUGCCAUUAGAUCUACAUGCUGAAGUUCUCUUCAAGACUUUGAAUGAAACCUUGGAAACGAAGCUACAGGUGCUUGAAAAUGAGAGACAUGAGUUGAUUAAGGCACGUGCAAAUGAGGCAAGGAUGGCAACUAGGCAGCAGGCAUUGCUACGCGAAGCGGAGAGCUCCAAGGCAGAGGCAGAAGAGGCACGACGGCAGAUGGCCAUUCUCGAGGCAGAACUGAAUGUCCAAAAGGACAAGGUUGCACAGCUUCAGAGGAAGUUAACUUUCAAUGGAAGUGUUGGAGGAUUUCAAUCACCGUCGGUGCUUCCCGUGGCUGAGGGCACCGAAUCUGGUUUCAUGACGGGCACACCUGACUCUGUUGCCAAGCGAAGGUCAUCCGCGCAGAUGCAAAGCCCAUUCCUACGAGGACUUAGCAUGGGCGUUGCAGAACGAGCUCUAGCAAACAUGAUGGACAUCAGACGCCAACACGAAAGUUUGCUGGAACAGCUCAAAAGACAGGAGGAUAUGUAA